UAUCGCUCGGUACGGCGCGCCAUGCCUGCUCUCUGCCUUAUUUCUCCCUUGGGGGUCUCCUUGCUGCUGGGAUUGGGAGGCUGCGCUAACUUCUGCGAGUCGACCUGUGGGGCAAUGGCACCUGGGGACGUCCUGAUCGGGGUCCUUAGCUCCUGCUACGCUUCUGUGGAGGCCCUGAAUGAACGGACACAACCGCAACGCUUCAACUGCACAGAUUUUAAUCUGUUUUCUUUUGUGCGGUCACUGGCUGUCAUCCACACCAUCGGAACAAUCAACGACUCCGGCUUCCUCCCCGGAGUGCGGAUUGGGUACAUGGUCUGUGACACAUGUUCUAACCCCAAUAAAGCCCUCCAAGCCACUGAGUACCUGCUGUCCAGCAGCGGCACGCUGCAGAUUGAAUGCGACCCCACUGAGCGUCCUCCGGUCAAAGCUGUGAUCGGCGCUCGUUUCUCAGAGGUCUCCAUUACUGUGGCCAGGCUUCUAGGUCUUUACAUGGUUCCACAGAUUAGCACAUCAUCUUCUGCAGCAAUCUUGAGCGACAAGUUGCGCUUCCCGUCCUUCCUGCGCACAGUGCCCAGCGAUGUGCACCAAACCCAAGCCUUGGCCAAGCUCAUGUCCUUCUUUAGCUGGGACUGGAUCGGCGUAGUGUACGGGGAUGACGAUUACGGCAAGGCAGCCCUCCAGAGCUUCUUGCUGGAUUCCGAGAUGGAGAACAUUUGUGUGGCAUAUCAGGAAGUGUUGCCACACUACUUACAUUACGGUGACUGUGACGGGCGGAUCAUAGAGGUGGCGGAGAAGAUCAGGUCUUCAGCAGCCCAGGUGGUGCUCCUUAUCCUGAAGGAAGAGCUGGUGAUGAAGCUCUUUGCUCAGAUGAUCCGCACCAACACUACCAGAAUCUGGAUUGCCAGUGAUGUCUGGUCCAUGUCUGGGCUCUUAGCCAGCAUGCCAGGAAUCAACAAGGUGGGAGAUAUCUUUGGAUUUAGCUUCAUGACAGGACCAAACCCAGGAUUUAGUGACUUCCUUCAGAACCUACAGCCAGAGCCAGGAGCAGUAAACCAUUUUAUCGAGGAAUACAAGAACCUGAGGUUUGGCUGUACCCCUGAGAUACUCCAGUAUAGAAAAUGUCUCGCCAGCAACGCCUUGGAUUCAUGCCCUGCACCUGCGCCCCUGAGUUUUACAUCUCCCAGUGCCUGCAACAUUACUGACCCUCAGGAAGCUAAUGAUGUCUUCUUGAUAAGUGCUGUUGAUCCCACUGUAACCUAUGGUGAGAGAUUGGCUACCUGGUCCAUUGCUCAUGCCCUGCAGAAACUCCUGAAUUGCAAUGAGACUGUGUGUCCUGGUGAGAAAAACUUUCCUCCUUGGAAGCUUCUGCAAGAAAUUAAAAAAAUAAAUUUUACAAUUGACAGCCGUCAGUUUUACUAUGACCAGUCGGGCGACGCGGUGAACGGCUAUGACUUGAUUAACUGGAUGAGAGAUGGAGAUGGCAGAAAUUUCACAGUAGUUGGACAAUACGUUCCAAAUAAUGGCAAUGUGGAUGUCGAUGUGAAUAAAAUUGACUGGCAUACUCCAAACAACACGGUCCCAGAGUCUAAAUGCUCACCAUCCUGUCCCCAUGGAACAUUUAAGAAGGUUUUGAAUAUAUCCUGCUGCUUUAAUUGCACACAGUGCGAGGAAGGGACCUACUCUGACGCCUACAACCUUGAUACUUGUCUAAAUUGCCCUUUUGACACAUGGUCAUUGAAGGGCUGGGACAAAUGCCACCGGAGAACAGAAGACUUCUUCAGCUGGUCUAAUCCUUAUGGUAUUGUAUUGCUUACGUUUGAGUGCUUGGGGGUCUUGCUGCUUCUGGUGGUCUUCGUUAUCUUCCUAGUGGCCCGAGACAGCCCUCCUGUAAAGGUGGCUGGAGGGAAUCUCUGCUACGUUAUGAUGGCUGGCUUGCUCAUCAGCUUUGUAGGGGUGAUCUUCUUCAUGCUGAAACCCACUGAUGCCAUCUGCCAGACUCGUCAGACCAUGUAUGGUAUGGGCUUCACACUCUGUGUGUCCUGCAUCCUGGUCAAGGCGUUUCGUACCUUCCUCGCCUUCCUCUUUGACCUGCACCAGCAGCAUAAUCUGAAAAAGCUCUACAAGCCCAUCAUGAUCAUCGUGCUGUUUACCAUAAUCCAAGGCUUCAUCUGCAUCUUCUGGCUGGUGUUUGACUCGCCCAGGUUGGACUCCAUCACUUCCAACCAAAGCAUGGAGAUCCAGCUGCAGUGUAUCGAGGGCUCUGGUGUGGGCUUUGGCGUCAUGCUCAGCUACAUUGGCCUCCUGGCCUUCAUCUGCUUCCUCCUGGCCUUCAAGGGCAGGAAGGUCCCUCAUCGUUUCAACGAGACUGGCUACAUCAUCUUCAGCAUGCUGAUAUACCUGUUUGUCUGGGUCUGUUUCAUCCCCAUCUACGUCACAAAGAAUCAACAGCGUUCAGCUGUCCAGGCAUCAGCCAUCGUGGUCUCCAACCAUGGGAUAAUUUUCUGUCACUUCUUCCCAAAGUGCUACAUGAUCCUUUGCAAGAAGAAGCAAGACCUCAGCCCCAGAGCAUACUUGGACAGAAUACGUAUCUUCUCCAUCACGAGCAGUAAUCUGGCAGUUGCUCGUGCAUCUGUAGACUCUGGGAAUGGUGAUUUGGGAUCAGCGUCUACACCAAAUUCCAUGAGCUCCGAAGUGAUUACAGCAUCUGUAUCCACAAAGGCCACAUGCCUCAGUGAAGACCUUCUUAUUACAGAAUCUCUGACGUAUCUGAGGAAAAGGGUCAGGAGUUCCUCUAUUUAAAAGCAACAUUGUACCUUUGUAAGGUUUAUGCAAACAAAUAUGAACACAUUUCUGCUGAACUCAACAGUUGGCAGUCAAGGAAAACAAUGUUUGAAUGAUCUUAAUGUUUGUGUAAAACUAUGAUACGAUGUGUGUCAAUGUGUGUCAACUUAGCCAUUUCGAAACCUCUCCUAAAAUCACCCCAAUAUUUGCAAUGACCAUCAACUAUACCCAUGUGUUUGUCAAAUCAUGCACUAACCUACCAUUUUUGGCUAAUCAGUACCCUAUCAAGUUAUUUAACCAAUUACGUUAAUUAAUUCAGUGAGCUGCUGGUGAAAUGUAAGAAUGUGGAAUUGCUGGGGUGACCCUAAGGAGAGUUUUGGGAACCAGAAUAGUGAUCCUCCAUGAAAGGGAACAAGUCACUCCUUGGUGAGUCAAGUCUCAAGUCCAAACAUUACAAGCCCAAGUCAAGCCUCAAGGCAUCUGCCCUCGAGUCAAAGUCUUUCCAUCAUUUUUGCUGUUGAGUCACAAGUCAUCAAAUUCGUGACUGAAGUUGGGAGUCACGUAACUCGAGUCCCUAACUAUAUCAGUUUAAAUUUAGUGAUUAAAACUUUCCAAUUUAGUGAUUAAAACUUUCCGGUUAUAGAGUCGAGUCACAUGCUAUCAUAUUUGUGACUUGAGUCUGAGUUGAUAAUGAAACAUCUGUAAAUACCUGUUAUUAAAGAUUUUUAUAUAAUAUAAAUAUAUUUCCAUGAGUAUGCAGUGUGCCUGUGAAAAUCAUCCAUCAAUCUGUUUUUUGGUGUAAAAUGCUCCUUGGUGCCAUUUCAGAAGAUAUAUGUGUUCAUAUCUGUGUGUAUGUAAAUUGUAUCUAAAUAUAUAACAUGGCAAACCGAAACACACGUGUCUUAUAUAAUGUUUAUACUAGGACUAUUUUUUAUGGGUCCAGAGAUGUCACGUGGGUUUUGAUUAUUUUCGUGCAACUGCACAGGUAGUUCCACCAGCCUAAUAACACUUCUUUAUUAAU
Molecule: messenger RNA, 3805 nt
Organism: Paramormyrops kingsleyae
Lineage: Eukaryota; Metazoa; Chordata; Actinopteri; Osteoglossiformes; Mormyridae
Product: G-protein coupled receptor family C group 6 member A-like
Biological process (GO): G protein-coupled receptor signaling pathway
Cellular component (GO): plasma membrane
Molecular function (GO): G protein-coupled receptor activity
Source: RefSeq, a predicted model, not a curated record